UCUCUCCAUCCACUGCCUCUUUCUCUCCCUCUUCUCUUCAAAUCUCUCUCCCAUUUUCCUUCCCUCUCAGAACAGAAACAUGUCUCUCACAAUCCCCACCAACCUCUCGAAAUUCAACUCCUUCAAGCCCAAGUUGGGCAACUCCCAACCCUCCCUCAAACCCAGACCCUUUAUAAUCGUCUGCUCUGCAUCUUCUGAGAAAACCUCCGAUGCAUCGCCACUUCAGGCAUUCUCCGCCGCGCUCGCCCUCUCCUCCAUCCUCCUCUCCGCCCUGCUCCCCGCUGUCGCCGACAUCUCCGGCCUCACCCCCUGCAAGGAAUCCAAGCAGUUCGCCAAGAGUGAGAAGCAGCAGAUAAAGAAGCUUCAGUCGUCGCUGAAGAAUUACGCGCCGGACAGCGCACCGGCUCUGGCGAUCAAGGCGACAAUCGAGAAGACCAAGCGGAGGUUUGACAACUACGGGAAGCAGGGUCUUCUGUGCGGCUCGGACGGGCUGCCCCACCUGAUCGUGAACGGAGACCAGAGGCACUGGGGCGAGUUCAUUACGCCCGGGAUUUUGUUCCUGUACAUCGCGGGUUGGAUCGGGUGGGUUGGUCGGAGCUACCUGAUUGCAAUCCGGGAUGACAAGAAACCGACCCAGAAGGAGAUCAUCAUCGACAUGCCUCUCGCUACCAGGUUGGUGUUCAGAGGAUUCAGUUGGCCCGUCGCUGCCUACAGAGAGUUCUUGAACGGUGAGCUUGUCGCCAAGGACGUGUAGGCGUAAUAAUUUAAUGAAGCUGCGUGUAAUCUGAUUUUUCUCUCCUUUUUCUUUUUUUUCCUUUUAAAUUUUCUGUGGAAAUUACUAUGAAAAAUUAGAUUGAUGGUGUCUGUCACAUCUCCGUGCUUCAUUUGAUUUGUAUAUUCUCUUGGAAUGCCUGUGAAUUAGAGCGAAACUGAAGCUGAUCUUAAAUCAUGCAUGGUUUAUUGCCUUAAAA
Messenger RNA from Neltuma alba, 971 nucleotides. Its product is annotated as photosystem I reaction center subunit III, chloroplastic-like. The record is from RefSeq and is a predicted model, not a curated record. The transcript has a single exon. Gene Ontology annotation, biological process: photosynthesis. The coding region runs from base 80 to 754 and encodes 224 amino acids. NCBI's taxonomy places the organism in Eukaryota, Viridiplantae, Streptophyta, Magnoliopsida, Fabales, Fabaceae. Gene Ontology annotation, cellular component: photosystem I reaction center; photosystem I; chloroplast thylakoid membrane.